Molecule: messenger RNA, 1080 nt
Organism: Serendipita indica DSM 11827
Lineage: Eukaryota; Fungi; Basidiomycota; Agaricomycetes; Sebacinales; Serendipitaceae
Source: the annotation of a GenBank genome assembly
AUGCUCUUCUCUUCAUUUGCAACUCUCCUUAUCGCCUCGACCGUCCUCGCGUCGCCGAUCCCUGCAUGGAAGCGCGAAGUGCCUCAGGAGCACUCGCACGACCCAAUCCUCAUCGCCCUCCGCCCGAUUCUUGCACUUAAUAAUCCCGACAAUAUCCAAGACCCCGUCUUUGGCCUACUUGGAAAUGCCGCAGCUCAGAACGGUGCGGGCAACAUUGCUGAUCCCGACUGCCUCCAACAAGCUACCGCCGACCAAGCCUUUACCAAUGCAAAGGCCAAGGGUGAUAUCGCGGGCAUGACCGUCGCACUUCAAUACCGCGCACUCGAGCGCAACACUGGCUCUGUGGGUCUUGCAUCCGUACAAUGCACCUCUAUCCAAGCCAAGAACCCAGAAAUUGCCGCUAUUCAGCAGCAUCAGGAUCCCGCUUCAGCCAACGCUGCCGCAAUCAACAAGGCCAUUGUCCUCGAACUCGCGAAACAGAUUGCAUCCAUUGGCGGUGACCCACUCAAGGCGCUCGAGACUGGCACUUUCGCUCCUGGUCAGAUUGGCGACCCGACGGGUCGUGGCAACACUUGUAAUGACGAGGAUCCAAAUGGAUGCAUUAACACCAAGAACCUCCUUGUCCUCGACGCCACUGAGGAAGAGAUCGAAGCGGCCGUAGCUGGUGUCUCCGCCGGCGGAUCGGGUGAUGCAGCUGCUACCACGACACAGGAUGAAGCUACUACGACAACACAAGACGCAGCAGCGACGGCAACAGACUGCCCAGACGCCACGGUCACUGUAACGGUCACAGCAGGAGCCGAGGAUGCGGGACAGGCAACAUCGACGGCUGCACCAGAAGCCACCUCGAGUGCCGCCCCAGCUGCCGAUGCAGGCGCGGGUGGAAAUCUCCAAAAGUUUACUGGCAACCUGGGUGGCAUCACUGCCCCGGCUGUUGUUCCCGGUGGACGUGGCUUCCAAGUCGUCGGCAACAACUCUGAUUUCCUCAAUGUUGGUGCCGCCCUUGGUCGUUCGUGCGACGUUCAGCACAACCAGUGCGCCAAUGCUGCCAACAGCAACAGGAACGCUGGGUUCACCUAG